Ilex paraguariensis (yerba mate) is the source of this 204-nucleotide messenger RNA. The record is from the annotation of a GenBank genome assembly. Lineage: Eukaryota; Viridiplantae; Streptophyta; Magnoliopsida; Aquifoliales; Aquifoliaceae.
AUGAAGAGAGCGAAGAAGGACAAGAUAGAGGCCCCAACUAAAGACACGGCAGCCGGCAUGGCGGCGGCGUCACUGGACUGUGCGGGAGCCAUGCUUGGAGCUUCGACAGCCAUGGCCGCGCUCAUGGAGGCAGCGGCGACGACGAGGGCUGCACAUGCGAUCUUCUUCAUUUCCUUGGCAAAGGAAGGCGCCUUGAGGAGAUAG